This is a messenger RNA of Notodromas monacha, 3574 nucleotides long. Lineage: Eukaryota; Metazoa; Arthropoda; Ostracoda; Podocopida; Cyprididae. The record is from the annotation of a GenBank genome assembly.
ACACUUGAAAAAGAACUGAGUGACUUCAAGGAGAAGUGUGAAAACUGGACCACACAAGAUGCAUUGAAGCAGAAACAAUUGGAUGAUUUGCUGGAAAAGAAACGCAGUCUGGAAGGACAAUUGAAUAACUUGCAAAUUGCGCUGUCCGACAAGGAAGACAUAGUGAAAGCGAAAGAUCGGGAAAUUCGUCAUGUUACGGAGAAGCUGAAUGAGAAAAAGGAUGAAAUCAACAAAUUCGAAACAGAUCGCCACUCACUUGAGGAAGAGCUGAGUAAGUUGAAGCAGUCUGAAGCUCGGCUGGAAAAAGAGAGACGCAACCUGAUGGAAUCCCUGGAAAAUGCAACUGGACGAAGUACACGUGUGGAAGUUUCCAAAAGAGCCCUUGAAGGCGAUGUUCAACGCUUGCAAAAAGCCUUGAAUGACAAAGAAAGUGAAAACCAGCACUUGAAAGACAAAUGCGAUUCAAUGAAUCAGAAGGUUCAGCAGGCGGAAGAAAAAUGCUCUGCAAUGUCUCUGGUCAUCGACAAAAUGAAUUCUAGUCUUGAAAAUGCUGUGUCCGGAGAAUCGCAGUUGAAAGAAAAGCUUGAAAAUCUCAACAAGGAAGUCAAUCAAUCUUCGCAAGGUAGCCAAGGUCUCCAGGAACGUGUCGCACAGAUGCAACAGAAACUUGCCGAGGUUGAAGGCGAAAACAAGCUUCUCCAGGAAAGAGGAAACUCUUCGAAGCAGACGAUUUCUGAUCUGAGACGAACUAAUGAUGACCUCAACCGAAAAAUCAUUGAUCUCCAGCAAGAGCUCAAUCGUUUACAACUUAAUCAUGUUCAGGCUGAUAUGCAAUGGAAAUCUUCCGAAAAGGCGCUGAAUGAAUAUAGAGGGAAAGAAUCGACGCUCGAAGAACGGCUUCGUCAUGCGCUGCAAGAGAAAGUUGAAUUAAUCGAGCAAAUCAACAUGCUUCAGAGGAAAAUUGCCCAAAGUGAACAGGAGAAGAAGGAAGUUGAGAGAUCGCAGAUUCGGUUGACCAAAGACAAGACUGCAUUGAGAUCCAUGAUUGACAAGAUGGAAAGAGAGCGACUGGCAACUGAAGAACAAUCCAGGGCUGUCAACACAGAGAGGGCUGCUAUUGGGCAUAAUCUUAGUGCUCUGGAGCAAGAAAACAAUGACCUCAGAAGACGCGUUCAAGCUCUGGAUCAUCAGAUUUCUCAGAUGGAGCAAGAACAUGCGCAACGACUCAUGGACAUCGCUUCGAAGCAUCGCCAAGAAAGUCAAUCUGAACUGGAUCGAGUCAAAGUUAUACAGCAGCAAGCGGAAAAGGUUUUGCAGGCUAGAGAGAGGACGUAUAAGCAGAGGAUCAAGGGAUUGGAGGAUCAGGUACAAAUGUUGAAAGACCAGCUGAACGCCGAAAUAAAGAAGCGCCAGCUUUACAUCCUGCGAACCGCAAAGGCGGGAGAAGAAAUACGUGAAAUCCGCCAGUCCCUGGACGAAAGUCUGAGAACGGUGUCCCGAGAUCCGACUUUGGAUGCUCUACUUUUGGAACAAGAAGCUCGGAAACUUGACUCAUCCUUGGGCCAUCAUCUGUCAAGCCCGGGCAGCAUAUGCGGGCCAGAUACUGCCGAGCAUAUGGCCCGCGUGGGCCACAUUCGCCUGUGGCGUACGAGCCACGAAGAACAAAAAUCGUGGCUGAAAAUCAAAAAAGGGAAAAAUUUGGAACCUCAAAAAUCAUUGUCUACUAUUAUGGCCCGCAAGAACUCUCCACCUCAGGUCUCAGUCCUACUUGGCGUCCCAAAUCACGCCAUCCAAGCUGUCGCCGCACGGCAGAUCGCCGUCCAUGAGCCGAGUCCGAACGUCGACGCCGAUGUCCGCUUCAGGGCUACAACCGCCAGCCUCGACGAGCACGACUCCUGAAGUUCCUCACAAACGCACGCUGACAUUUUCUUGAAUCUGAAUGCAAGCCGGAAUAUCAAUGAGGAAUUUUUCUUUCUGUUUUUAGUUUAUGGAAAUCCUGAUUUGGAAGCAAACUUCUUGAUUGUUUGGGAAGAAAUGAUCAACGUUUUGGCAUUCCUGAUUUUUUCCUGUUCCGUGCGCAAGUAGUCAUCUUCCGGAAGCAACAUCUAUUUGAGCGAAGAAAUGUUUUUCCCCUGUAAGACAUUCCUACAAGAGGAAGGCAUAUGUCGUGGCAAACGACGAAAUUCCCCGACAAGGAUUUCUUUCCGGUAUUUUUAUGGUUUUGGUCAAGAAUUUAUUCCUUCGCACUGCCUGGAUUGUUGGGCUCACGGUGGUGAAGCGUCGUGAAAAAAGAAUUGUUGACGAUCUUUGUCUAUUUGGAGGAAAAAUGAGGCGCUGGAUCGCAUUCUUGUAUCCAGUAUUUGUUCCGUGUGUGCGGUUUUGGUGAGAUUGACGGAAGAAAUGCUUUCGAGAGAGUAAGAUCGUAGACAAGUCGCAGGAUGUCUAGAGUUUUUCUUUUCCUCUGGGAAGAUGCACGGGAAUCUUUUUUUUUGACUUCGGUUGACGAAUUUUUUGUCGAUCAGGCCGUGACACUCUUGCAACGGAAUCCAUCCUAAUGAAAACAAAUGCCUUACCAAACGAAACGUCAAUCUUGAUAAAAGAUGAAGGCAUUUAUUAAUUUUUAACCGUAAUUUAUUUGAGACACGCUGAAUUUUCAAUGAUUUCUUCAUCAGUGAAUGAUUUUGGACGGAUGUGUGACUGGAAUGGAAUUUAGAUGAAGGAUUUUGGAAAAAGAUUUUAUUAGCGCUAAAUAUUCAAAGAAAUCGAUGAUUGAUUAAAGAAAAAAUUGCGUCUAUGUUUUUUUAACAUAAAGAAAAAGACCUUCGGUGCCCAGAAAGUGUUCGUGUUUUAGGCGCUUGAUGAUCUUGUCUGGCAUUUACUUUGUUUCGCUCGGGUUCAGCGCAGAUCUCAUGUUUUGUGUUGAGUUUCUUCCUUUUUUUUUUUGGUUGCUGCAGAAUUUGUAUUGAUCGACGUAGUUUCUAAUUUUGCAUCGUUUUGUGCGUUUCUGAAUGAUGUUUUCAUGUAUUGGGCAUUGAUACGAGGGAAAGAGUUAUCUGCCGUUUCUGUGCAGAUCAACUGUUGCCCCUUUUCUGGCCGACUUGUUUUCACGAUUUUUGCAAUGAGUGAUGUUCCCGUGAAACUACUUCUAACUCUGCGGCGACCAGAGUAAGGAGGCAGUUUGAAAAGUCAUUGCCGUAUUCGUCUGUUCAUUUUUCGUGAAUUUGUUUCAGAGGGAUCUCGUGUUAUGAUUAUAUGCUGGGUUGGUUGUCUGCUAAACGAAUUGAAGGAAAUGUCGAACUGUUGCGCUGGCGAUUUUGGUUUUGCUCCGAAUGAAUUAAAUGCAUCUGGUGCGGAAAAAAAUCAGAGGAAUAAAAAUUUUAAAAUGGAAUUUGACAGGUUUGAAUUCGUAGAUAUUAUGUCCGGGUUUCUUUAUCACGAUGAUGUGUUUUUUUUUUGGAGUUCGAAAACGCGAUGAGAAAUAUUUCGAUGUCCAAUUCUGGCAUUUGGCGUCGCGCUGUUCACGUACAAUGAAAUGGUUUGACGAAAGAGAGAAAAAUGCAGUCAUUGAAUCGGU